Somion occarium is the source of this 841-nucleotide messenger RNA. The record is from the annotation of a GenBank genome assembly. Lineage: Eukaryota; Fungi; Basidiomycota; Agaricomycetes; Polyporales; Cerrenaceae.
GCCUGCCAGGUCCUGUUGCGACUGCCCGUCCGUUGAAUUGCUACCAUGUCUGAACAACAACCUCUAUUACCUUCACAAGACGCAUACGCUGACACUGAUGUUGAAAAUACUGCCCAUGGUCGACAACAUCAUUGGAAGAAACGGAUGGCCGAGUUUCUCGAGUCCCGGCCAAUGCAUUACACUGUCCUCACCCUGGUCGUGAUUGAUUCUGCAUGCGUGUUGACCGAUCUCGCAUACACCAUUCUCUCGGAUUCAUGUACUCCCAUCGAAGGCCCUGGCGCACCUAUAUGGCUGGACGUCCUUUCUCACAUAUCUCUCGUCAUUACCACAUUAUUCCUCAUCGAAAUACCACUUACACUAUGGGCGCUGGGUCCGAGCUUCUAUAAUCCGAUGGGAAACAAACUUCAUGCUGGCUUGCAUCUCUUUGAUGCUUUCAUCAUUAUCACAACCUUCAUUUUAGAGAUUGUAUUGAGGGGAAAGGAAAGAGAACUUGCUUCCCUGCUCGUUAUUCUCCGGUUAUGGCGUCUUGUCAAGCUGGUCGGAGGUAUUGCCGUUGGAGCUGGGGACCUGGAAGAAGAAAAUGCAAAGGCCCUCAUGGAAACUCGGGAAGAGCUCGAAACUGUACAACGGGCCCUGACCGUAGCAAAAGACGAAAAUCAGGAGCUGCGUGCAAGAAUAUCGUGGUUAGAAACUGAAGGCGCCCCGUCAUCAAGCUGAAUGAUACGGGAUACAAGACUCGUCCUUUAUUUCCAAGGAUUCAUGCAUAUAAUAUAAGGCUACAAGGUGUUCGAAUACGGUCCAAAUGAGGGAAUGCGAAUAUCAAUACAGUGUUCGUGAUGUC